Messenger RNA from Ipomoea nil (Japanese morning glory), 578 nucleotides. RefSeq names its product non-specific lipid-transfer protein 1-like. The record is from RefSeq and is a predicted model, not a curated record. The transcript has a single exon. Gene Ontology annotation, molecular function: lipid binding. Gene Ontology annotation, cellular component: membrane. The coding region runs from base 72 to 452 and encodes 126 amino acids. Gene Ontology annotation, biological process: lipid transport. NCBI's taxonomy places the organism in Eukaryota, Viridiplantae, Streptophyta, Magnoliopsida, Solanales, Convolvulaceae.
CCAAUCAUUUCCACACUAAUCACAUUCUUAUAUCAAUCCAACAAAUUAAAGCUAGCUAGGUACACAGUACAAUGGCAGUCGUCGGAAACCGAAAGCAACUAAUGUCAUUGCUCCUCCUAUGCGUGAUCACCUCCGGCGUUGUUAUCCCGCCGCUUUGGGCGGAGGCGCAGGUAACGUGCCCUGGCCUCGUCAACACACUUUUACCAUGCGCGAACUACGUAUUGAACGGUGGGGAUAUACCGGCGACGUGUUGUCCAGCCGUGAAAAAGGUGGAGGACAGUUUAAAAACAAAGCAAGACAGACAGAGCGCGUGCCAGUGCGUGAAAGAGACGUUUGCUAAAGCCAAGCCAGACCAGCUGAAACGGGCUCAAGAUCUCCCAGCUAAUUGUCAUCUCCCGGCCCUUCCAUUUCCGAUUAGCCCUAACGUCGACUGUUCAUCUAUUUCAAAGUGAAUUAAUUAAUAGAAAAUGGUUUAUUUGAAUUUAUGUAUUAAUUAACAUCUUCCAGAGAAGAUGUUGAUUGUUGGUUAUAUGAUGAUAUAUAUUUGAGAAAUAAAUUGAAACUCUUCUUUAAAAAAA